This is a messenger RNA of Anthonomus grandis grandis, 738 nucleotides long. RefSeq names its product 60S ribosomal protein L18a (gene RpL18A). The record is from RefSeq and is a predicted model, not a curated record. Gene Ontology annotation, cellular component: ribosome; cytosolic large ribosomal subunit. NCBI's taxonomy places the organism in Eukaryota, Metazoa, Arthropoda, Insecta, Coleoptera, Curculionidae. Gene Ontology annotation, molecular function: structural constituent of ribosome. The transcript is spliced from 3 exons. Gene Ontology annotation, biological process: translation. Bases 141 to 671 code for a protein of 176 amino acids.
UAAAACACAUGGAAAAUACCACAAGCGUGUCUGUCAAAUGUCGAACGAACGAUCUGUCAUAUCUGUCUAAUUGCGCUUUGCAAACGUCUAAAAUCUAAAAUUUUUCGGUCUUUUCAGUCUUUUCAUCAAAAACUGCAGCCAUGAAAGCCAAAGGAGAGUUGAAAGAAUAUGAAGUCAUCGGGCGCAAACUGCCCACCGAAAAGGAGAAGACCACUCCUCUCUACAAGAUGAGAAUCUUUGCCCCAGACCAGAUUGUGGCAAAGUCUCGUUUCUGGUAUUUCUUAAGGCAACUUAAGAAAUUCAAAAAAUCAACUGGUGAAAUUGUCUCUGUGAAGCCUGUACCAGAACAUACGCCAACUAAAAUCAAGAACUUUGGUAUCUGGCUGAGGUAUGACUCUCGUUCUGGAACCCACAACAUGUACAGGGAAUACAGAGACUUGAGUGUUUCUGGAGCCGUAACCCAGUGUUAUAGAGAUAUGGGAGCUCGUCACAGAGCUAGAGCCCAUGCUAUUCAGAUUAUUAAGGUGGAACAAGUAAAGGCUGCUGAUACCAGAAGACCCCAAGUAAAACAGUUCCACGAUUCCAAGAUCCGUUUCCCCUUACCAAAGAGGAUUCAACACAAAUCUAUGAACAGGUUCUCCGUGCGUAAACCCAGGACAUACUUCUUGUAAGAUGUUUGUCAGGUUUUAGGCUUUAAGGAUGGAGUAAUAUUUAAAUAAAUAACCUUUUGUUUAUUUA